This is a messenger RNA of Chrysemys picta bellii (western painted turtle), 5847 nucleotides long. RefSeq names its product ubiquitin protein ligase E3 component n-recognin 2 (gene UBR2). Gene Ontology annotation, molecular function: zinc ion binding; ubiquitin protein ligase activity. Gene Ontology annotation, biological process: ubiquitin-dependent protein catabolic process via the N-end rule pathway. The record is from RefSeq and is a predicted model, not a curated record. NCBI's taxonomy places the organism in Eukaryota, Metazoa, Chordata, Testudines, Emydidae.
UGGGUUCUCCCCCCAGGGAGGCCGGCUGGGUCCGGUUCCGAGUGUCACCUACUUGGUGGGGCUGGUGGAGGGGGGAGGAAGAUGGCGUCGGAGUUGGAGACGGAGGUUCAAGCCAUUGACAGGAGCUUCCUGGAAUGUUCUGCCGAGGAGGUUGCCGUGAAAUGGCUACAAGCAACUGAUCUUCCUAAAGAAGUAUACCUGCAUCUAGCCUACUAUGUACCCAAAAUUUACUGCAGGGGUCCUAACCCUGCCCCACAAAGAGAAGACAUGGUAGCACAACAUGUACUGCUGGGACCAAUGGAAUGGUAUCUAUGUGGUGAAGAUCCUGCAUUUGGAUUUCCAAAACUUGAGCAAGCAAACAAACCUUCCCAUCUUUGUGGUCGGGUUUUUAAAGUGGGAGAACCUACAUACUCUUGCAGAGACUGUGCGGUUGAUCCAACUUGUGUGUUAUGUAUGGAGUGCUUUUUGGGAAGUAUUCAUAGAGAGCAUCGAUACAGGAUGACAACAUCAUGCGGAGGAGGUUUCUGUGAUUGUGGUGAUACUGAAGCUUGGAAAGAAGGUCCGUACUGUCAAAAGCAUGAACUUAACACAGCAGAGACAGCAGAAGAGGAGGAUCCUCUGGUGCAUUUAUCGGAAGAUAUGAUAGCAAGAGCUUAUAACAUUUUUGCUAUCAUGUUUCAAUAUGCAGUAAAUAUAUUAACAUGGGAAAAAGAAAAUGAAUUGCCACCUGGUUUAGAGACCGUCGAGAAGAGUGACACUUACUACUGCAUGCUUUUUAAUGAUGAAGUCCACACGUAUGAACAAGUUAUAUACACUCUCCAGAAAGCUGUCAACUGUACCCAGAAAGAGGCCAUUGGUUUUGCAACAACAGUAGACAGAGAUGGACGUAGAUCAGUCCGAUAUGGAGACUUCCAGUAUUGUGAUCAAGCAAAAUCAGUAAUAGUGAGAAAUACCAGUCGCCAGACAAAGCCACUGAAGGUUCAGGUUAUGCAUUCAUCUAUUGUUGCCCAUCAGAGCUUUGGUUUGAAGUUCCUGACUUGGCUUGGCAACAUUAUUGGAUAUUCAGAUGGCCUUCGUCGAAUAUUGUGUCAGGUUGGUUUACAGGAGGGACCAGAUGGUGAAAAUUCUUCUCUUGUUGAUAAACUAAUGCUGUCUGAUUCUAAACUGUGGAAAGGAGCUAGAACCAUGUACCAUCAGUUAUUCAUGAGCAGUCUACUUAUGGAUUUGAAAUACAAGAAACUUUUUGCUAUCCGGUUCGCAAGAAAUUACCGGCAGUUGCAGAGAGAUUUUAUGGAGGAUGAUCACGAGCGGGCAGUGUCGGUGACUGCUCUAUCUGUCCAACUCUUCACUGUACCUACUCUGGCUCGAAUGCUGAUAACAGAAGAAAAUCUUAUGACCACGAUCAUCAAAACUUUUAUGGACCACUUAAGGCACCGUGACAUCCAGGGCAGGUUUCAGUUUGAACGAUAUACUGCCCUUCAAGCUUUCAAAUUCAGGCGGGUUCAGAGCCUUAUUUUGGAUCUCAAGUAUGUGUUGAUAAGCAAGCCAGCUGAUUGGACAAAUGACUUGAGGCAAAAGUUUUUAGAAGGGUUUGAUGCCUUCUUAGAGUUACUAAAGUGUAUGCAGGGUAUGGAUCCAAUAACUCGUCAAGUAGGACAACAUAUCGAAAUGGAACCUGAAUGGGAAGCAGCAUUUACAUUACAGAUGAAAUUAACGCAUGUUAUUUCAAUGAUGCAGGACUGGUGUGCUUUAGAUGAAAAAGUACUUAUUGAAGCUUAUAAGAAAUGCUUGACUGUGCUGAUGCAGUGCCACAGUGGCUUUACUGAUGGUGAACAGCCUAUCGUUCUCAGUAUAUGUGGACAUUCUGUUGAGACCAUCAGAUACUGUGUUUCUCAGGAAAAAGUUAGCAUUCAUCUCCCAGUUUCUCGUUUACUUGCAGGUUUGCAUGUGUUGCUAAGCAAAAGUGAAGUGGCAUACAAGUUUCCAGAGCUUUUACCACUGAGUGAACUUAGCCCACCUUUGUUAAUAGAACACCCUCUACGAUGUCUAGUUUUAUGUGCCCAAGUGCAUGCAGGGAUGUGGAGAAGAAAUGGGUUCUCUCUUGUUAAUCAAAUCUAUUACUAUCAUAAUGUGAAAUGCAGAAGGGAGAUGUUUGACAAAGACAUAAUAAUGCUUCAGACAGGUGUGUCCAUGAUGGAUCCAAACCAUUUCCUGAUGAUAAUGCUGAGUCGCUUUGAACUUUAUCAGAUAUUUAGCACUCCAGACUACGGCAAAAGAUUUAAUACUGAAAAUACCAAUAAGGAUGUAGUUCAGCAGAAUAAUACUCUUGUAGAAGAAAUGUUAUAUCUAAUUAUAAUGAUUGUUGGAGAGAGAUUUAGUCCUGGAGUAGGGCAGGUAAAUGCUACAGAUGAAAUCAAGCGAGAAAUUAUCCAUCAGUUGAGCAUCAGACCCAUGGCCCACAGUGAAUUAGUAAAAGCAUUACCAGAAGAUGAGAACAAAGAGACUGGAAUGGAAAGUGUGAUUGAAGCUGUUGCGUGUUUCAAAAAACCUGGAUUAACAGGCAGAGGAUUGUAUGAACUAAAACCAGAAUGUACCAAGGAUUUCAAUCUCUAUUUCUAUCACUUUUCAAGGGCAGAGCAAUCUAAGGCAGAGGAAGCACAAAGAAAGCUGAAAAGACAAAACAGAGAAGAUACAGCACUUCCUCCUCCUGUUCUGCCUCCUCUCUCUCCUCUUUUUGCAAGCCUGAUUAAUAUUCUCCAGUCCGAUGUCAUGUUGUGCAUUAUGGGAACAAUACUCCAGUGGGCAGUAGAACAUAACAGCUAUGCCUGGUCAGAGUCCAUGCUGCAGAGGGUUUUGCACUUGAUUGGAAUGGCACUACAAGAAGAAAAACAACACCUAGAGAAUCUCAAUGAAGAGAAUGUUGUAACAUUUAUCUUCACUCAGAAGAUCUCAAGACCUGGUGAGGCACCCAGUAAUUCCCCUAGUAUAUUAGCUAUGCUAGAAACUUUGCAAAAUGCACCUCAUCUAGAAGUGCACAAGGACAUGAUCAGGUGGAUACUGAAGACUUUUAAUGCCAUUAAGAAACUAAGAGAGAGCUCUUCUACAAGUCCUGUGCCUGAGACUGAAGGAAAUAUUAUAGAAGAGGGUUCACGAGAUAAAGACAAAGCUGAGAGGAAGCGAAAAGCUGAGAUUGCCAGGCUGCGCAGAGAGAAGAUCAUGGCUCAGAUGUCUGAGAUGCAGCGGCACUUCAUUGAUGAGAACAAAGAACUCUUUCAGCAGACUUUAGAAGAACUAGCUACUUCAACCUCCAGAGUACUCGAUAACAGUCCUACAGUUUCAGAUACAAAGCUUACAGCUUUGGGACCAAAGCAAACUAGAGUGACUGAACGGAGACAGGUUGUUACCUGUAUAUUGUGUCAAGAAGAACAGGAGGUUAAAGUGGACAGCAGGGCUAUGGUCUUGGCAGCAUUUGUUCAGAGAUCAACUGUAUUGUCUAAAAACCGGAACAAAGUUAUUCAGGAUCCUGAAAAAUAUGACCCAUUAUUCAUGCAUCCAGAGCUGUCAUGUGGAACACACACGGGUAGCUGUGGACAUAUUAUGCACGCUCACUGUUGGCAAAGGUAUUUUGAUGCUGUUCAAGCAAAGGAGCAACGAAGACAACAGAGAUUACGAGUGCAUACAAGUUAUGAUGUAGAAAAUGGUGAAUUCCUUUGCCCUCUUUGUGAAUGUUUAAGCAACACUGUUAUUCCUCUGCUUCCUCCACCAAGAGGUUUAUUUAACAGGUUGGAUUUUUCAGACCAGCCAAAUCUAGCUCAAUGGAUGAGAACAAUAUCCCAGCAAAUCAAAGCAUUAUAUAUACUUCGCGAUGAAGAAACUGCUAAUAAUUCUUGUGGUAAUUCAGAAAAAAUGGAUGAGCUACAGCUACCUAAAGGAUUUAGGCCUGACUUCCAACCAAAGAGGCUUUAUUCUGAAAGCAUUAAAGAGAUGCUGACAACAUUUGGUACUGCAACAUAUAAAGUGGGACUGAAGGUGCAUCCCAAUGAAGAAGAUAUGCGUGUACCCAUAAUGUGCUGGGGUAGCUGUGCUUACACAAUACAGACUAUAGAACGAAUUUUAGCUGAUGAAGAUAAACCAUUAUUUGGUCAUUUACCUUGCCGACAGGAUGACUGCCUUACUUCAUUAACAAGAUUCGCAGCAGCACACUGGACAGUUUCAUCUCUUUCGGCAGUACAGGGUCACUUUUGUAGGCUCUUUGCAUCACUGGUGCCUAAUGAAAAAAGUGGAAAUCUUCCAUGCAUUCUUGAUAUUGACAUGUUUCAUUUAUUGGUAAGCUUGGUGCUCUCUUUUCCUGCCAUAUACUGUCAGGAUUUUUCAGGGGUUAGUCUUGGCACUGGAGAUCUUCACAUCUUUCAUCUUGUCACAAUGGCACACAUAGUACAAAUUUUACUUACUUCAUCAACAGAAGAAAAUGGCAUGGACCAAGAAAACCCUAAUGGUGAAGAAGAAGUAGCAGUGCUUACUUUGUAUAAAUUUCUUUGCCAGCAUACAGGAAGUGCCUUGAAAGAAAUGUCCUCAGGCUGGCAUCUGUGCAGGAGUAUAAAAGCUGGAAUUACGCCUUUCCUGAGAUGCUCUGCUUUGUUUUUCCAUUAUUUAAAUGGAGUCCCAGCACCAUCAGAAAUUCAAGUAAUUGGGGCAAGCCAAUUUGAGCAUUUAUGUAGCUAUCUUUCCCUGCCAAACAACCUCAUUUGCCUUUUUCAAGAAAAUAGCAAAAUUAUGAACACAUUAGUAGAAAGUUGGUGUAGUGACAAUGAAGUAAAAAGGUACCUGGAAGGCAAAAGACAAGCCAUAAGCUAUGCAAGAGAAUCUAACAAAUUAAUAGACCUUCCAGAUGAUUACAGCUGCCUCAUUAAUCAAGCAUCUAAUUUCUCGUGUCCAAAAUCAGGUGGUGAUAAAAGCAGAGCACCAACAUUGUGCCUUGUAUGUGGGACCAUGCUAUGUUCUCAGAGUUACUGUUGUCAAACAGAGUUAGAAGGGGAAGAUGUUGGAGCCUGUACUGCACAUACAUAUGCAUGUGGUUCUGGAGUGGGUAUAUUUCUCAGAGUACGAGAAUGUCAAGUGCUAUUUUUAGCUGGAAAAACAAAGGGCUGCUUUUAUGCUCCUCCCUAUCUUGAUGACUAUGGAGAGACGGACCAGGGACUCAGGCGUGGGAAUCCCUUACACUUGUGCAAAGAACGGUUUAAAAAGAUUCAAAAACUCUGGCAACAGCACAGUAUCACAGAAGAAAUUGGACACGCACAAGAAGCAAAUCAAACACUAGUUGGCAUUGAUUGGCAGCAUUUAUAAUUGGUUAUCAUCUGAAGACUGGAACUUUAUUUAUGAUGAUUUUUGUAACCCAGUAAGUUUUUCAAACAAAAGAGGGAUUAGGGAAAAAAAAAUUUGAGGAAAAUAAAGAGACGAUUCCAGUCCUUCUAGUUAACCUUUGUUUUCCAAUUUAUUUUGUAAAGUUCCUGGUUACAAUAACCAUGUAAACUUUUUUUCUAUGUAAGCAGGUUUUACUAGUAGUAUUAUUUGCACUGUGCUUCCUUCACAUGAAACCUCUUGGGGUAUAGAACCUGGGCAAAUGAACUUAAGUUUGUGGGACAAAAGAAUGACUCUUGGAAAUCUGACUCUGAUUUUUCUAAUGAACUACAAGAGGGGAAAAAACUGCUGAAAUGGAGACUAGAUUAAGCACAAUUAUGGAUUGUGUUUUGCCCUUUGCUAGUAAUCUGAGCCGGUUUACUUUAUUUAUUAUUCUACGUUUUAAUACUUAAACUGUGUACAUGCAAUGGAAUAAAGUAAGGAUGAAAA